AUGGCUCCUCCUACAGUUCCUCUUGUCCAACUCCAUAGUUCUUCCGAAAGUGAAGUACAGGUACGGCCUUCUGUAGUACCGACCUCGCCUCCUGGUACGAAGCCUCAAGAUCCCAUACGGAUUCUCUUGACCGGCUAUGGCCCCUUCCAGACCCACACUGUCAAUCCUUCUUUCGAGAUAGUCUCUGGGCUUGACUUGUCUCCAUUCAUUGGCCAGGCCGAGAUCUUCGUCUAUCCAGAGCCGGUCCGGGUGGCUUACCGGACUGUCAGGAGCCUCCUUCCUCGGAUCUUUGCAAGCCACCCAAAUUUCGAUUACGUGAUCCACCUGGGUGUUGCGAAGCUGUCAACCGGAUUUUUCAAACUGGAACAAGGCGCACAUCGAGACGGUUAUGAGAAGGUCGAUGUGGAUGGGAUACGUGGUUGUGACUUAGAGAAGAGUGUUGAGGAAGGAUGGGAAGACUGGAAAGAGCAGCAGACGCAUAUAGCGACAUCGAUCGAUGUAGAAGAGCUGGCAAGAGAAGUGACUAAGAAAGUUAAAGUACUUAUCACCUUGAUAUACAAAACUGACAGAGAACUUGAUGCUUUAUUGACGAUUCUGAUUCUUGCUCAUCCGGCUGUCAAUGUGGAUACUUCGAAUGACGCAGGUCGAUACCUCUGCGAAUAUAUCUUCUACAGCUCACUUGCUCAUUUCAAUGCCCAUCGGCGAGUACUUUUCCUUCACGUCCCGGCCGGACUUGAGGAAGAAGACAUUGCUCAAGGUCGAGCAGUGCUGGCAGAGAUCAUAUGGACGAUUAUUCGACUGCAUCACGCCUGA
This is a messenger RNA of Melampsora larici-populina 98AG31, 813 nucleotides long. RefSeq lists its product as hypothetical. Bases 1 to 813 code for a protein of 270 amino acids. The record is from RefSeq and is a predicted model, not a curated record. The transcript is spliced from 3 exons. NCBI's taxonomy places the organism in Eukaryota, Fungi, Basidiomycota, Pucciniomycetes, Pucciniales, Melampsoraceae. Gene Ontology annotation, biological process: proteolysis.